Mya arenaria is the source of this 3598-nucleotide messenger RNA. Its product is annotated as synaptotagmin-17-like. Lineage: Eukaryota; Metazoa; Mollusca; Bivalvia; Myida; Myidae. Gene Ontology annotation, cellular component: membrane. Gene Ontology annotation, biological process: regulation of dopamine secretion; cellular response to calcium ion; regulation of calcium ion-dependent exocytosis. Gene Ontology annotation, molecular function: syntaxin binding; calcium-dependent phospholipid binding; clathrin binding. The record is from RefSeq and is a predicted model, not a curated record. The transcript has 4 exons. Bases 67 to 1443 code for a protein of 458 amino acids.
UGCGGCAUUAUAAAAGCCUUUCGAAUCGAUAGCCGGUUUCAGUACACUAUAUACCUGUUGCGCGAUAUGCUUCUUACGAACACUGCGAAAAAGGUGCUUGAGGCGGUUUGGUCUUUGGCAUGUUGUCAAUAUGGCUGCUGCGACUGUUGCCAGGAGGAGACUCCCCAGCAGCACCGGAAGCUAACCAAAUCCGACAUUCAGCACUCUUUCCGGGACACCAUCACGCGCUUGGAUUCCACGAGCUCCACCGUGGAGUCCGCCUCCACGCCACGGAGCAUCCGGGACCGCGCAGAGUCGGACUCUGUCUCGCGUACGGAUUCCGUGUCCUCUAACACCUCCGCCUCCCAAUUCUCCUUCGAUUACCGAAAGCCCACGACCACACCCAUCAUCGAUAUGAAGCCUAUCGAGUUUUGGGCCGCCAAAGAGGCCAUACAGCCGAAGCAAGGGCGGCGACGUCUGCCCAGCGAGACUGAGAUAACAAUUGAAAAUUUCCAGAAAGACUUGUAUGAAUCAGAAAAGUAUAAUAGACAGAUAUGUUUAACAGACGAGGAGAAAUUAUCAAAAUAUCAGUUGGGACAGGUGCAUUUUGGACUUCAGUAUGAGGUGUCCACUGGUGUUCUAGUUGUGAAAAUCAUAGAAGCAAAAGACCUUCCCCCGCCGUAUUGUCUUGACGAGCAAAAACAAGAUCUUGCCCAUUCAAACCCGUACUGUCGGGUCUCGCUCAUCCCAGAUGCCAAAAACUCCCACCAGACGUCCGUACAGAGGAAAACUCAGGAGCCCACGUGGAACGAGUACUUCAUGUUCGAGAUCCCCUUCAAAGAGGCGGGCGAGCGGACUCUGGAGAUAUUGAUCAAGGACUUCGACAAGUUUUCCCGCCAUUGUAACAUCGGACAGGUUCAUUUUUCCCUGGAGGGAAUCAACUUGGUCAAGGGAAUUCACAUUUGGAAGCCACUCUCCCCUGUUAACACGGAUCGACACGAACUAGGAGAGCUUCUCUUGUCGCUGAACUACCUUCCGUCAGCAGGAAGGCUCAAUAUUGACGUCAUCAAAGCUAAACAGCUUCUACAGACCGAUAUUGUCGGAGGAUCAGACCCGUUCGUUAAGAUCACGCUGGUGCACUUUGAAAAGCCAGUGAAGACGAAGAAGACCACCUGCAAGAAGAAUACCUUGGACCCGGUAUUCAACGAGUCUAUAAGCUUCAACAUCACACCCCAGCAGCUCGACACGACGUCCCUCGUGGUGUCCGUGUGGGACUACAACUCCAAGAGCAAAGACGACUUCGUCGGGCGCGUUGUUUUGGGGAAAUACGGUACCGGUCCGCUCGAGGUGAGCCACUGGGCACGCAUGCUCCAGUCACACCGGGUGCCGGUCGCACAAUGGCACUCUCUGCGCACGCGCCAAGACUGUGAUCAGGUAUCGCCUGCGUCAAUCGCUGUGCCAUGAAAAGCAGACGAGAAGUGCACUGUCAGCAGUGUUGUAACUUGAAACGUGUACUGCUUUAGAAGAAAUCCCACCAGACAUAAAUGCAUAGCUGAUGUAUAACAUCGUUAUUCAUACUAAAUGGUUGUGAGAAUAAUUUCAUUGUUUUGACCUAAAUCAACCAUUUUGAUGUCGUUUGGUGCUUAGAUAUCCACACCAAAAAUGUACAUAUCUGUACAUAACAUAUUAUAAUAACCGCCGAGUCGUGUCCCGAACCAAUAUGGACCAACAAGUUCUUGACGGUCCUUAUCACUGGUAAUGUGUCAGGAGAACCGGACGUUAACAUCGCUGACGCCCAAACACACGAAUAAGGAUGCAUCAAAAUGACGAAAAAUGUUUUUCAUAUUCGGGCAAAACAAAAAACGAAGAAAUAUAGACUGGUUUAUCCCAUCUACCUGGUUUCCUCAAUUCGUUUCACGUAGGCGAUUGGAAUAUCAGUAGAAGCUUUUACAGAGAAUGACAUUCGACACGAGCAAGUUAAAGGCUUGCGGCAUCGUCGUGAAAUGUUGAUACAUAUGCCCUUCAGUUUAUUACAGAUGUCGUCUGUCUCAAUGUCAAGACUUGUAUUAAUGGAUAUAUCUUUCGGCGUGUAUAGCAUGGUGUUUUGUUAUAUUUGCUAAAUGUUCAAAUAUUUUGCGGACAGGAAAUUGAUGUGAAUUUAUAAGUGGUGAAUUUAUGUUAAAGUUUUCCCAGAUUGAUAUUCAAAAUGAGUUAUUUACCCUUCACAUGCUCUUAAACACGAUAUUUAUUAUGUAGAAUGGUGUCUCACUAGGAAUGGGGGAAAGGGUAAUAACAGUCUAGCACGAACGCCAGUGAAUACUUAUAUGUAGACUUUAAACUAUUUUUCAGACCAUAAAUUCAAUCUUAAUUUGUAACGCGCACGAAAACCCACAGCAUGACAAAAUGUUUCUUUCAAAUAUCUAUAUGGAACUUUUUUAUUGGCGUGAGUUUAUGUCUCUCACGAGCGACAUUUGAUUGUUGAACAAAGCACGACUAAAAGUUUCCCAGGUAUUUUAUGUUCAAAACUUGGUCAUAAACUUAAAGGUUAAAGAAGCUGAUGUAUAAUUACCAGAAGGUCAUGAAUGACAAUGGCAAUACACUCGUGAAGUCUGGAUGUAAUUAAACUUUCUACCGCUCUGAAAAUAUUACAAGAGUACAUUAAAGGACGACAUUAUUCAAGUCCAACAACUGUAAAUGGCUAACCGAGACUAAAACAUCUUAUUUCAUUGAAAAUUAACCAUUGUUGUCAUUGGUUACCCUCUAAUCAGUGUAUAACCUCGGGAGUUCAUAUUAAUGUAACCAAUUGCUGUGUUUCUUAUUUGAGAUCGCCUUGUCAAUAGCCAAUCGUCGAUUCGCUUUUCCAUUUCAAAGGGGCUGAGGAAAAGCUAAUAACCAGCCAAUCGCUGGGUUUCUUUCCUGCAGUCUACCGAAUGAAACACAACUACAGUGUUAUACAAAUUAUAUAUAUCCAUGCUAUGAUUUCAUUAUAGAUGGUCAAUUUAUGGUGUACAUAUUCUAAUUGCAUCCAUCUGUAUUGUGGUGUACAUGUAUACUAUUGCAUAACUGAACGAUGUAAAUAUAUUUUAAACAUACAUUAUGUACAUACUAUUGUAACUGUAUAAACUAUUCAUUAUGAUAUCAUGCUGGAGUGCUACACGUUAAAGGGAAUGAGGAAAGUAUCCGGAGAAUUGCCACAUGUGACGAGCGUUUCCAAACAAUUUCAUUUUGUUAAGAUUGUCAAUGUGAAAUUGACUUUUGUGCCCCAUCAUAAAUAUACCCCGUAUAUGAAUGCUAGAACAUCAUUAUAUUGCUUCACUAGAUGAAUGUCUGGAAAAUUAAGCAUGUGAGGAAUUCAACUAAUUAAAUUGAAUUUAGUCAUUUUUUUGUAACUGUUCAACAUAAUGUUCAAAAUACACAUGUUUUAAGGUUGAUUGACGUCAUCUGUAAAUAACAAAGACCGCCCGAUUUGACCACACAGACCCAGUCUGUUCUUACUAUUGCUGCCACAUUGCCGAAAAGUGACGUCACUUCAUAGGUGACAUGUGACCCGUAUUUUUGUUACUGUUAUUUGUCUAGUUUUCUAACAAACUGUGAUGUUUCUCUUGUCCAUAUAGAUAUA